This is a messenger RNA of Racocetra persica, 143 nucleotides long. The record is from the annotation of a GenBank genome assembly. Lineage: Eukaryota; Fungi; Glomeromycota; Glomeromycetes; Diversisporales; Gigasporaceae.
AGCGCUUCCACUAGGAUAUCGAUUAAGACACGUUGGUUCAUCAGAGACAGAGAACUCAUACAGUUUCUUUAACAUCGAUGAUGAUGUGGAAAAUGAUGGUGGCAAUGAUGUUGGCAAUGGUGAUGAAAAUGUUGUUGGCAAUG